AACAAUAAUAAGAAUUUUGUGAAGAAAAACUGAGAACUCAAAACCACAGAGAACCCAAUCUAGUGCCGCACACAGCCUUCCUUCUUCCUCUCUUGCCAUGGCUUCCAUUACUGCAAGCACUGCUGCUUCAUCCUUUGCUCGUGCCAGCUGCCUCGUGCCAAGAAGCCAUGUCGGGGUGGCGGUGCCCUCAUCCCCUGUUCUAGGUUUGCCAGCAAUGGCAAGGAAGGGCAGGGUGCACUGCUCGAUGGAGGAGAAGCCUGCCGCAGGCAAUGGCAUGGGCGUGGGCAUGGGAGCAUCUCUCAUGGCUGCCGCCUAUGCGGCCACCGUCUCGAGCCCCGCACUGGCACUCGUUGAUGAGAGGAUGAGCACAGAGGGCACCGGCCUCAGCCUCGGCAUCAGCAACAACCUCCUUGCCUGGAUCCUGUUGGGUGUGUUCGGCCUCAUUUGGGCUCUCUACUUCACCUACACCUCCACCCUUGAGGAGGAUGAAGAGUCUGGACUCUCUCUCUGAAACUACCGCCUGCUGCCAUCUCCAGCUAGAAAGUAAAUAUCUGUAACUGUGCAGGAAGGGAUUUGGAACUCUUUUGUAUGGUGCUGCAAUCUCAGAACCUUCAUGUGUAGAGUCUUUGGAUUGUCAGUGUUUGGAUCUCUAUUCUCUA
This is a messenger RNA of Nymphaea colorata (pocket water lily), 659 nucleotides long. RefSeq names its product photosystem II reaction center W protein, chloroplastic. Gene Ontology annotation, cellular component: photosystem II; chloroplast. The record is from RefSeq and is a predicted model, not a curated record. The coding region runs from base 98 to 511 and encodes 137 amino acids. Gene Ontology annotation, biological process: photosynthesis. The transcript has 2 exons. NCBI's taxonomy places the organism in Eukaryota, Viridiplantae, Streptophyta, Magnoliopsida, Nymphaeales, Nymphaeaceae.